Molecule: messenger RNA, 1182 nt
Organism: Pungitius pungitius (ninespine stickleback)
Lineage: Eukaryota; Metazoa; Chordata; Actinopteri; Perciformes; Gasterosteidae
Product: zinc finger protein 227-like
Exons: 2
Coding region: 79-1038 (319 amino acids)
Biological process (GO): regulation of transcription by RNA polymerase II
Molecular function (GO): DNA-binding transcription factor activity, RNA polymerase II-specific; RNA polymerase II cis-regulatory region sequence-specific DNA binding
Source: RefSeq, a predicted model, not a curated record
CCAUGCACGCUACUACUUCCGGGUCGGUGGAUGUAAACACAAGGACGUUCCGCCUCCUGGAGACAGCGGACAGAAAACAUGACCAAACUGGAGGUGCUCAGCGCGUUUCUGAACGAGAGGCUGACCGCGGCCGCGGAGGAGAUCUUCCGCGCCGUGAAAGGCACGGUGGCGGAGUACCAGAGCGAGAUCCUGCGCUCCAAGGAGGAGAACGAGCGGCUCAAGCGGCUCCUGAACGUGGCGGUGCAGCGGCUCCUGUUGCAGCCAGAGCCUCUCUCUGUCGAGCCCCAGGAGGAUGCUCAGCCCCGUCAGACGGAGGGCAGCCGCAGCGUGGAGCUGCUGCCGCAGGUCAAAGAGGAGCCAAAGCUCGGGGACUGUCCCACUGAUUGUUCACGGGAAGCCAGCGCCGCAGAGCAAGGAAGCUGUAGUCGCCUGGGGCCGCCGCUCAGGUCCCAUCCUUCUCCGGCACCAACCGCUCGCGGCGUCCAGAAUGUGUCCCCGGCUCCACUGGCCUCUCAGGGGGUGAAGUCCGAGGGCGACGGGGAGGCCGGCGGCUCGCCGCCCUCCGUGACCGUUCACUCAAACUGCAGAGCGGCUCAGGGCGAUUCACGAGCCGCCGCGAAUAGCCACAGGACAGCUAGAGGCUUCCUGCGCUCAAGCGGCAAGCAGAGCGCGCACGUACUGCAGAUCAAAAGCGUCCGAUCCGUGAAGCCGCUGCCCACGCGCUCCUCUCACCCGAGCCAGAGCAUGCAGAGGUGGCACAGCUGCAAGGAGUGCGGGAAGGGCUUCAGCUUCGCCUGCCAGCUGGAGGUGCACAUGCGCUGGCACACAAAGGAGAAGCCGUACAGCUGUGCCGUGUGCCGGAAGAGCUUCACCACGGUCAGCAUGCUCAAGAGGCACCACCGCAUCCAUACGGGGGAGAAGCCCUUCCGCUGCCACGUCUGUGGCAAAUGUUUCAACCAGUCGGCGCACCUCAACACCCACUUCAGGUUGCACACCAGAGAGAGGGCUGGCUGGGGCCGAGCGCCACUCCCCAAAUGAACAGAGACAGGAGACUAACCAACAUGUGUAAACUCUUAGAGGCCAAAUGUCACCUGCAAACAGUGUACAAUAAAUGUGUGUGUGACAGUGUGUCUUAUCCCUUGUGCAAUAAAGUGUGGUACAUCACGAUUACUCUCCAAUGAU